Molecule: messenger RNA, 1664 nt
Organism: Hydra vulgaris (swiftwater hydra)
Lineage: Eukaryota; Metazoa; Cnidaria; Hydrozoa; Anthoathecata; Hydridae
Product: renin receptor
Cellular component (GO): external side of plasma membrane; membrane
Molecular function (GO): signaling receptor activity
Source: RefSeq, a predicted model, not a curated record
CACCCUGUAAUUUUUACUUAAACUUGGCCGGUUUAUUACAUAGUAUUUAUUUACUUUCUUGAUUCAUGUGCAUUUUGUGCUUUUCUGCUUUGCCAGAGAAAAUUCCGCGAUGAUGAUGUUCAUGAUACUUUUGUAUUUUUUUUUAUCAUUUUCUGUGAGGGCAGAAUUUUUAGGAAAGUUUGUUAUUUAUAACCAAAAGGAGGGUGAAUAUGCUACUCUUUCAGUUUUGAAUAAACCAAAGUCUGUAACAUUUGCUCCAAAUCCUGGACCAUUACCAUCGGAAGAUGUUUCGAGUUUAAUGGCACUUAUUUUAGGAGUAUCUAUUCCUAAGGAAUUUAGUUGGAAUGGAUUACAAGCUGGUAAUUUUUUUGAUCGACCAAAUGCUGUUUUGAUGAUAAAUGUUGAUGCAGUUCCUCAAGGUAUACAUCUGAAUUUGGGUGCUACUGAAAAGUUUCCUUUAAUAAUGAAUGAAAUGGCAGCAGAAAUGUAUGAGAUUAUUCCUUUAACUCCCCAAGUAACUUUAGCUAGUCAUGUUGAUAAUAUUUUUGAAGGGAAAUCUGUGGUUCGUUCAGUUUCACAUAAUACUCAUAUGUCUAUGACUGGUGCUAGUAAUGGACAAGACUCAUUGACAUCUUUCUGGAAUGAUGCGCAAGAAAGUUGGGUGACAUUAUCUGGCAAAGGUGAUGCUAAAUCAUCAUUAAAUAAGCAUCAAGUGUUAAAAAGAAUUUCCUCUGUACUUCCACCAGAUUUCCAUUAUGAUGAAGUUAAUAUGAUUGUCACAUUGAAUACAAAAGGAUUGCAAGUGUCAUACAACAUGGAUGAUUCUGUUAAUUUCAAUAUUUUCUCUGAAAUCGUUUUUAUCAUGUAUCAAGUUGAAGAGCUCCUUUUAAAUAAAGACUUUGUUAAUGAUGGUGUUCCAGAUGUUUUCACAUUUUCUAUAACAACUUUAAAGGCUUUGCAAAAUAAAUAUGGAGAAGAAUCGACACAAGUUAAAGGUGCUGUUCUGUUGAUUGAACAAAUCAUCCAAAAGGUAUCAUCAUCGUUUAAAAGAAUAUAUAAUGGAAACAUAUUUAUUGCUAGCUUAACCACUGGUUCCGAUGUUAGUGUUUUAAAAGAUCAAAAAGAAAAAAUUGACAAAGUUAUUAGUUCUCUCAAAGUUACUGAUAAUAUCUUAGAUCAGCACAUCCCGGAAAUUCAUAUUAGUGAAAAACUUGAAGAAAAUGCUAAACACAAACUUUGCAAAUCAAUCCAAAAUUUUAUGACACCUAAUGGACUACUAAAGUUUAAAUGUGCAGGUGAAAACUUAGAUAUUUAUCGAAGUAGAAGAACUCUGAGUACAACUCCAGCAAAUGGUGUAGUGGAGGACAAUUGGAACUUAGCAUCUGCCUAUGAUAAAUCUUUUCCUGCAAUCUGGAACAUAUGGUUAUGGUUUGUAAUUGGAUUUACUCUUACAGUUUAUGCUAUUUCAGUAUCAAUGUGGUAUAUGGAUCCUGGAGACAGCAUUAUUUAUCGACUCACACAACAGAGAAUAAAAGUUGAUUGAGCCUAGUUUAUUGAAGAUACUUGAUUGGAAUUUAUCUUUAUCUAUGUUUAAUUGAUUGCAUGUUUUUAUUUUCUUGAUUAAAUUAUUUUACAGAAUAAAUUAAGAAUAGUUAACAAUUUAA